CCUCCCCCCGCCUCCCAUGAUUUCUAACCAGAGGUAAACAAACUGUGAAAGAGGCAGGGACCUACAGGAUCUGCUGCAGGAGGCGGAGAAAACGACCGCCAGAUCCCAGGGAACAGGGCUUGGACCAUGGAUGCAGGGGCAGCCCCGAGGUUGAAUGGGAAGGUGUAGGGUCAAGGGAAGGAGCGGGCAGCGACGGCGAGCAAGGAUGCAGGACUAGCGGGGCAAGGCUGACGGAGAGGUCGGAGGAGGGAUCGAUGGUGGGACUCGGCGUGUAGGGAGGGGGAGGCGCGGGGCAAGAUCGGCGGAGAAGGGGGAAAGAGCACCCGAGAGCCAAGGAUCAGGACUAGGCGGGUCGUGGUGCUCCUUGACCAGGGGAUGAAGAGGGGCAGGAGACUGAGCGCCAGGCUCUCGAGGUAGGAUGUGGGCAGGGUCCAGGGGCAACUACGGCAGGAGUUGUUAGAUCCUCUUCAUUUCUUGGUCUCGCUGAUCAAACUUCCCAGAGGCAUCAGAAAGGACCCCGCAGCCCCUUAGUACCGCCUCGCCUGCUGCCCUGUGCCCGUCCCCUCCCGGUAAGAGGAAGCGGAGUUGUUGCCACCCUUAUUGUAAAAGGGGAGAGCGGGGAGUCCUUCCUCUCAACUCUCCAGGAGAAGAUCUAAGAGUGCCCAGGGGCUGGCAAGCGGCCUCAUCCAACCCAGGGGCUAUGGAACGGGUGGAGAUGAUUAACAUCCAGCGCCUUCUGGAGGCAGCUGAAUACCUGGAGCGCAGAGAGAGAGAGUGUGAGCAUGGGUAUGCCUCGACCUUCCCCUCCAUGCCGAGCCUUGGACUGCAGGACCCAAAGCCACCGCAGAGGCUGAGCCGGGCAAGAAAGCAUAGCAGCGGAGGGAGCAGCACGGGCACUGCUAACAGAUCUACGCACAACGAACUAGAAAAGAACCGACGAGCUCACCUCCGCCUGUGUCUAGAACGUUUAAAAGUUCUGAUACCACUAGGACCUGACUGCUCCAGACACACAACCCUCGGGCUGCUUAACAAAGCCAAAGCACAUAUCAAGAAACUUGAAGAGGCUGACAGGAGAAGCCAGCACCAGCUUGAUAACCUGGAAAGAGAGCAAAGAUUCUUAAAGCGAAGAUUGGAGCAGCUGCAGGGCUCUCAGGAGAUCGAGCGAAUACGAAUGGACAGCACUGGAUCAACAAUUUCCUCAGAUCGCUCUGAUUCAGAGCGGGAAGAAAUUGAAGUGGAUGUGGAAAGCACAGAGUUCUCCCAUGGAGACGUGGAUGAUAUCAGCACAACCAGUACAAGUGACAUUGAUGACCACAGCAGCUUGCAAAGCAUUGGGAGUGAUGAGGGUUACUCCAGCGCUAGUGUCAAGCUCUCCUUCACUUCCUAGAGCAUGGUGCUAGGGCAGAGCAGAUUUCUUUGGGGUAGUUGAAGUUCACACAGCAGAGCUCUUAGAUACAGUAUUUUUCUUCUCCAAACCGCACUUCAACAGCUAAGCUUGGACAGAUGCAACUCUAGAAUAGCUCUGUGGGUCCACAGGAGGGUGGGAACCUAACAGGGGAGCCAGUCAGUCUCCAUACUGUCACAGUCCAAAAUACUGACUUAGUGCUGAACCCAUAGCUAUUUUGACGUCUGAAGCAGGACUCCAGUUGUGCACAGCUGGACUGAGAUUUACCCAUGUAUAAGUGGAUAGCUUUGCUAAGAGAUUAUUUGAUUUGGACAAGGGAUCUCGGUUAUUCUGGCCCCAAUCCGUUUUCUCAGUUUGUCAUACCUUCUGAGAAAUGGAAUUUUUUUCCAUCUUCCAAAUUUAGCAAGCUUUGUUAAGAGCCCUUGUGGUGCUAAAUAUAAAUAAAAACGUUAGUCCAAUAUCUUAUGAUGAUGAUCUAACGCUAGUCCCAGAUUGUGGGACAAAAGUAGCCAAGGUGAUACUAGUUUCUUGGACCAGCCUCUUCUGAUGAGUUUGCACAAUUUUAUGAAUUACAAAAACUCCUUUUUUCAUUCUCCUUAAACUCCCAUCACUUGAUUGAAGCUUCUUUCCCCCUUUAACCUGAACGCAAGAACUAUGGGAAGUUCUUGUGUACUCUCACCAGCAGUAGCUAGUCCAGUCAACACCUUCUGCCCACUGGUUUCUCCAGUCAGCUCUGAUCAUUAUUACCUAUGAGAUAACAAUAAUCGUUAGAAGCUCUGCUCAUGCCCUGUGAAAAGAGAGGUGCUGCAAAUCUGGAAGCAAUUCUCAUUCAGCUCAACUUUUCAGCUGGACAUUGUUUCAAGGCAAGAGCUUGUGCCACAUUAUUUAGCACUAGGGUGUUGAGCUGUAAAAUACCAGCACACAGUGCAACUGCUCUCUGGAUUCAAUGGCUACAGCAGUAACUCCUUGUCUAGAGUGAUGCUUCUGACAGAGUGAGAGACAAACAAGACAGACAAGCCUGUAAAAGAUAUGAUGUGCAGGAAAGGCACAGCCUCCAUUCUGAGCCGCAAUGAUCUUUUUUUUUAUUUCCUUUUGCAAAUUAUUCUGAUAAAUGUUUGUAAAAGUUGUUCAGGUGAGAGAACCUACAUGCAACAAUGUCUUUUUAGAACUCAUAGGCAUGAUUCUGCAGAUGUCUUUUGUAACUAACACCAAUGGAAAGGGACCCGUUUUUCUGCUGCCAUGCACAAAAGGAACAGGGAUUUUAUGGCUCUUCCUUUUGAUUUCCUUUAUGGAUUCCCUUUGCAGACUUUGCCACCUGGAUCCAACCAUAGUUGUGGGCCCACAGUUAACAUGGCAUGUGUCUCACAGUUCCUCAGGGGACACCUCCCACUCUCCCUGAGCAGGAACUGUUGCAGUUGUCUUGCUGUUAACAAAAUAAGAUUGUAUCCAAUUUUUUUAAAAAUGAUUUUCCUUCUGCGAUAUGCUUUCUAACCUGCACUUUGAGGUCUUCUUUGCUUUCACUUUUAAGUUUUUAACUACAAGGAUUUUUAUUUUUGUUCCUUUACCAAGUUUAAACUUCUUUUUUUAGAGACCUCAUUUAUGACACUUGUUUGAGACUUAAGUAAUUUGCCUACCCCGUAAUUACUAAGGGAAAAAAGAGAAAAAGAGGAAAAAAUGCUUUAUAAAAUUCAUAACUUAUUGCUGAUUAUAAUUAUUGGGUUGUUAAUUUCAGUCCUGUAGAUUUUUAAUUUUAUUAUUCUUUAGAUAGGGCUGGGCGACGAAAAACACAAAAAACACAAAAAAACACAAGGUAACCUCAUUUAGCAGUGCAGUGGAAUUGUGUUUAAAUGUUAGCAUAUGGUUCUGCUUAAUAGUAGCACUUUAACACCAUUAAACAUUUCUGUAUCUGAAAUGCACUGUGUUCUGCCAUUUUGGUCACUCAUGAUAUUUUAGAAUUCCCAUGUUCUUGUGCCUGGAAGUUGUUUUUUAAACCUAUUGGCCAUGUGAUUAGAUGACCCCAAAUGACCUCUCAUGUAGAUCUUGUCUUGAUACUGAUAUGCUGUGUGUAUGUUUGAACCCACAUGUUAUCCAUUCACCCCAGAGCUAUUACUGUGUCAUAUAAUACAAGACACAACUUUAGAACCUGUGUCAUGAAAUAGAAGCAUAAUCCCACCAAGGUUAUAGUAUGUUUUAUAGAGCUGGGUUUUUUUUUAUUUUGUUUGGUAAAGCCUGGAUCCAGUUGUUGUUCUACAUUAAUCUCCCCUAGGUGACUCUAUAAAACAUUCUGGUUUACUGCAUGUGGUACUCUCUCCCUCUAGUGGCUGGAAUAAGAACCCAUUAGUUGUAGUUAAUGGGAGUCAAACAUUCAGCUGAACCAGCAGCAACAACUUUUAUAGUACUGAGAUCUGUUAAUUGGUCCAUAAUCUGCAUGUGUGAAGCUAUAGUGUCCCAGCACAAUUCUGUGGGGCUGUUAAAAUGACUGGCGAGAACUCGAAAUGAGCCAAAAUUGCAGUACUGAGUUGUGUGGGUAGCCUUGGUUUGUGAUUCUGCAGACACAAAAUCAGUCCAACUGACAUCCUUUGAGUCCAUUUCUGAUCACGGGAACUCAUGUAGCAGAGUACAUGCUUUGAAGGUAAAAGAAAGUUGAGUUCAAACCCUGACAUCUCUGGCUGGAAUUUUUUUUAGAAGGACUAGAAAAAAGAUGAGCCUGGAAAGUUGCUGUCCAGAUGUUGAAUACUGAUCUAAGUGCCAUUAUGUGUCAAGAUCAUGUAAAAAAUUAGAUGGAAAGGACGGACAAACCUCUUCAUGCAUUACUUUGUUGAAGGGGUAAUGUGACUGUUCCUGGACCCUCUUGAAGAAUGUUUGGGGAGGAGGGAUUUCCUAGCUCCAUAGGUUGCCAGAAAGAUUUAGAAUGUUGGGGAGUCUACAUUGAUAAAAAGGAUCCGAAGUUAUUCCUCAACAAGGCACCAGGAAGAGCUGUGUGUGACCUUUGGGUUAGAGCUAGACACACAACCUCCCUUUGUAUAAUAAUAAGUAACAUAUAAAAAAGAUUUUACCUACACUAAAUUCUGCACAAGCACAAUAUAAACAUAGAGGGACUUUGAAGUGUUGCUCUAGAAUCACAUACAACAGUUUGUAUGUUAAAGAGCCUCUGCAACAAGGUACAACAGGUUGAAUGUGCAUGUUAUGUUAGCCAUUCUAUUAAAAAAAAUGAAAGGGGUACAUUUGUGUAACUUUGAGUCAGUGAUAGCCAGAAAGCAGCUCAAACCUCAAUAUAACAUCUAGGUAAAAGGUAAAGGGACCCCUGACCAUUAGGUCCAGUCGUGACCGACUCUGGGGUUGCACGCUCAUCUCGCAUUAUUGGCCGAGGGAGCCGGCGUAUAGCUUCCAGGUCAUGUGGCCAGCAUGACAAAGCCAUCUGGCAAACCAGAGCAGCACAUGGAAACGCCGCUUACCUUCCCGCUGUAGCAGUUCCUAUUUAUCUACUUGCAUUUUUGAUGUGCUUUCGAACUGCUAGGUUGGCAGGAGCUGGGACCAAGCAACGGGAGCUCACCCCGUCACAGGGAUUUGAACUGCUGACCUUCUGAUCAGCAAGCCCUAGGCUCAGUGGUUUAACCCACAGUGCCACCUGGGUCCCAUAUAACAUCUAGAAAAGGCUUUAUUUCCCCAAGUUCGUCAUUCAAUUGCAUUUACAUCUUGAAAUUUCCUCUUGUUCCUUACACUUGAGAUACAUUUAUAUGUAAUCUUCUCCCCCUCCCCAUUUAUAAUUUGUAAUGUUUGCUCAGAAGUCAGUCACACUGUGUUCAGUUGUGUUUCACUUUCAGAUAAAUGUGCCCAUAUCUGUAGGCUGGGACCCAAAAGUUAAAUGUGACUUUGCAUUUGCCAUAGAUUUUUUU
This is a messenger RNA of Zootoca vivipara (common lizard), 5301 nucleotides long. It is a transcript of the gene MXI1, whose product is annotated as MAX interactor 1, dimerization protein. Gene Ontology annotation, biological process: regulation of transcription by RNA polymerase II. The record is from RefSeq and is a predicted model, not a curated record. Gene Ontology annotation, molecular function: RNA polymerase II cis-regulatory region sequence-specific DNA binding; DNA-binding transcription factor activity, RNA polymerase II-specific; protein dimerization activity. Lineage: Eukaryota; Metazoa; Chordata; Lepidosauria; Squamata; Lacertidae.